This is a messenger RNA of Closterium sp. Naga37s-1, 10629 nucleotides long. Lineage: Eukaryota; Viridiplantae; Streptophyta; Zygnematophyceae; Desmidiales; Closteriaceae. The record is from the annotation of a GenBank genome assembly.
AUGAGAGGCAAGAGCUUCAGCGUGAGCAGCGAGAGCAGAAGCAGCAGCGAGGAGAUUUUAUCUGGUGCAGCCGCAGCAGCAGCAGCAGCAGUAGCAGCAGUAGCACGAGAGCAGCAACAACAACAGGCAGCAGCGGCGGCAGUGGCAGGUGCAGGUGUAUGGGGAGGGGUGGGAGGGGGAGAAUCAGCAGCAGCGGCGGCGGCGGCGGUAUCCCGCGGGGGGCGGCACACGCGGAGCGCGUCCGCCGUGGUGCAGAGCCCCACGCACCCGCUCCCGCCGCUCCCCCAAUCAGCUGCUGCCACGUGGCGCAGCUGGGGCCGCGCGAGCAUGUCGUGGGUGGGCAGGCGCAGCGCGCGGGAAGGGCAGGGGCAGCCCCGGGGGGAGGGCGAGCGCGGGGAGGCUGAACAGGGGAAGGUAGAGCUGGGCAGGGAAGAACUGAGAGGGGCGGAGGUGGGGCAGAGGGAUGACGAGGUAGAACCAGGAAAGGUAGAACUAGACGCGCCGGAUGAUUAUGUAGACGGGUAUUUAGACGACCAGGAGGGCGGGGCUGGGGCCGCGGAGGAGGAGGAGAAAGCGAAAGGUGGUGGUGAAAGGGAGGAGAAAGGAGGUGGUUUCGAAGGGGUGAAGAGGGAUGGCAAGGCUGGUGAGGCGGUUCAGCAUGGGGACUUGUACGGGGAAACGCCAAGAGGAGUGGCGGGUAUGGCGCAUGGCAAGUCUGGUGGGGGGGUUGGGCACGGGGAGUUGAGUUUUGAGGCAAUGCCCGUGCCUCAAAAGCAGGCGGUAGUGCAUGGGGGGGACUUGUAUGGGGAGAUGCCGAUAUCAUCAGCAUCAUCAUUGGUAUCGGGAUUAGCUGCCACGCCCACAGCUGCUGCUGCAAGGAGAGCAGCGAAGGGAGCAGCGAUCGUAGCAGCAGAAGGAGAAGCGAAGGGAGCAGCAGGGGAAGCAGCAGGGAAGAAUGAGCGGGUUGCGGGCAGGGUGACAGACGACAGAGCAAUCGGCAGAGAGAGUGGCAGAGAGAGUGGCAGGGAGAGUGGCAGGGAGAGUGGCAGGGAGAGUGGCAGGGAGAGUGGCAGGGAGAGUGGCAGGGAGAGUGGCAGGGAGAGUGGCAGGGAGAGUGGCAGGGAGAGUGGAAGAUCUGCCCGCAGGAGUAUGAGGGGAACCUCUACAGUCCCAGACAGCCCCUCUAUCAGGAGGCGUGGGGGGGCGGUGGGCAGUGGCAGGCAGCUGGGCUACGGCGGUGCUGUGGGUUCAUUCAGAGACUUUGUGCCUUCGCAUAACAUCGUGCCUUCAAACGACAUGAGUGACGCCGUUCCGUCGAGUGAUCCCGUGCCUCUGACCGGUUCACACAUGACGUUUGAGGCGAGUGAUUCGGUUCCAGGUGAUUCGGGGUACAGUCGCCGCCGCGAUGCGUCUGCCCAGUUUUUCUCCUCGUCUUCUGGCGAUGCGGGUGGCUCAGGUCGCUGGAACGGUUCAGAACGGUUCAGUGGGCGUGCGGAGGGGCGUGGGGAGGUGCAGAAGCUCCAGAAAAAGCAGCAGGAGGAUAAUCAGCUGCAGAAGCAGAAGCAGCAGCGGGAACAGCGUGAGCAGAAGCAGGUGCAGGCAGCAACCCCGCCGCCCUUGAAACUAGCAGAGGGGGGAGGCGUGCAGGGGAGCGUGCUAGGGCGGCCGUACGUUACACUGCAGAGCCGCUUCGUGGUGGGGAGAAGGGAGAUCGGGCGAGGGCAGUUCGGUGUGAUCUACAAGUGUGUGCCUCGCGGUGCGCUUGGAGGGGCGGCGUUCGCCUGCAAGACCAUAAAAAAGAAGGACAUCCAGACCCUGCCAGGAGCAGAGGAUAUCCGGAGGGAGGUAGAAGCAUUGGAGCGAGUGAAAGGGCAUCCCGGCAUUGUGGAGCUAAACUCCACAUUUGAGGACCCCCAGGCCGUGCACCUGGUGAUGCAGCUGUGCCGCCACGGAGACCUCUUCGACCACACCCUGCCAGGAGCAGAGGAUAUUCGGAGGGAAGUAGAAGCAUUGGAGCGCGUAAAAGGCCAUCCAGGGAUAGUGGAGCUAAACUCCACGUUCGAGGACCCCCAGGCCGUGCACCUGGUGAUGCAGCUGUGCCGCCACGGAGACCUCUUCGACCACGUCAAGACACGCACACGCCUCCCCGAGCCCACCGCCGCGUGCAUUCUAAGCCAGCUGCUGCACGCGCUGCAGCACUGCCAUGACUUGGGCGUGAUUCACCGCGAUGUGAAGCCGGAGAAUGUGCUUAUAUAUGCACGGGGAGGGGGAGGCGGGGACGGGGAGAAGGUGCUUGUGAAGCUGGGGGACUUUGGCGUCGCAACCCGGUUCUCCCCAGGCAUGCCCUGCACGGACCCAGUGGGAACGGCCAUGUACAUGUCACCAGAGCUGCUGCAAGGCAGCUACGGGCCGGCAGCAGACGUGUGGAGCGCCGGCAUCGUGCUCUAUGUGAUGCUCUCCGGGGCUCUUCCUUUCUUUGCCACCAAGAAUCGCACGCUUAUUGAGGCGAUCAUGCACGUGCCGGCUCGGAUGGAGGGGCCGCGGUGGGAAGGAGUGUCGGAGGGAGCGAAAGCGGUGGUGAGGAGGAUGCUUGAGAAAGAUCCAGCGGAGAGGGCCACAAUACAACAGAUUCAUGGCCCAGCGGCGCGCGAUGCGGCGCAGGAUGAGUACGCUUUGGCGGACGAUCAUCGGUCGCAGGGCGACGUCGCAGAGUGGCCGUCGGCUCUCGACCAGCUGUCGCAGCCGAACUCGUUUCGCGCGGACGACUGGGACCUGGAGCAGGGCGACAGCCGAGAUCCCGACGGCGAAAUCGGCGGAGAUGCCGCUCUCUACGACAGCCGAAUCGGCGGCGGCGGAAGCGGGAGAAUGGGGCAGUCCGUCGGCGCGAGCAGGAGGGGGGGAGGCGGGGAUAGCAUGAUACGCGGAGAGAGAGGCGGAGAGAGGGACGAUGGGGGAUAUAGAGGCAGCGCUAGAAGCGGAAGGAGCGAGGGGGGGGCUUACGUAGUCGAGAUGGACAUGGGUAGACAGGAGACUCUUUCGCAUGGCCUCGCGGACAUGCCAGAUGGUAACCCGGUAACCAUAGCGCCUGCCAGAGGCUUGGUCGAUGGCGAUGCCGCCGCGAGAGACGGUGAGAGUGAGAGCAGCGGCGACUCAUACCAGGACGCGGAGAGCUUCUCGUCUUCUGGCGAGUCUAGCCUUAACGAGUACGGGCAGGAGGGCGACGAAGAGGAGAGUCUCAGCAGCCACUCCGGGGACGAGGAGGACGAAAUCGGGGAGGCUUAUAACGGGGCGAAGAGGAACACGUGGCCGUUGGUGGUUGGCAUGAGGGAAUUAAAGUGGUGGCAGCAGGCGGUGCUGGUGCUGGUGGUGGCUGUGGGACUCAUUGGAGUGUCAUUCGCCAUGCUGGCAGCGGCCAAAGUGGGAGAUCUGCUCUUCCUGCCUGCUCCUGUCUGGCCCCCCACUGGCCUCGCGCUCUUCGCCGUCCUCGUGAGCUCUCUGUCCCCCUACUUGGUUGGUAACACAGGGCGUUCCUUUUUGAGUCGACUCAAAAAUCAGGUGGGGCUGGCGGGAGUGUCUGCUGGCAUGCUUGCUGCAACCAAAGUGGGAGACUUGCUCUUCCUGCCUGCGCCUGUCUGCCCCCCCACUGGCCUCGCGCUCUUCGCUGACCUCGUGAGCUCUCUCUCCCACUACGAGGCGUUAGGCUACCGCAUCUGGCCGGCGCUUUUCCUCUCAGGCACGGCCCUCUCACUCACCUACGGCGCCCUCCACGUGACCCUGCCGCGCCUGCAGCUCAUCCUCUACUCCCUCGUUAUAGGCACGGACCGCACGCUCUUCGCGCUGGGCUACCGCAUCUGGCCGGCACUCUUCCUCUCAGGCACGGCUCUCUCGCUCACCUACGGUGCCCUGCAUGUGACCCUGCCGCGCCUGCAGCUCAUCCUCUACUCCCUCGUUAUAGGCACGGACCGCACGCUCUUCGUGCUCCUCCUCGCCUUCUUCCUCAUGCGCUUCCUCCGCCGCCAACCCACCGACCCCACCCCGCUAGACCGUGCUCUAGGUUAUCACAUCUGGCCGGCUCUUUUCCUCUCAGGCACCGCGCUCUCGCUCACCUACGGUGCCCUCCACGUGACCCUGCCGCGCCUGCAGCUCGUCUUCUACUCCCUCGUUAUAGGCACGGACCGCACGCUCUUUGUGCUCCUCCUCGCCUUCUUCCUCAUGCGCUUCCUCCGCCGCCAGCCCACCGACCUCACCCCGCUCGACCGCGUCUCCAACACCUUCCGCCUCUUCUUCUUCUCCUUCCUCAUCUCCUUCAUCUUCGAGGGGAUCGUGUCAAUCGUCCUGAGUCUUAUCGGAGCAGAGACACCUGAAACUGCUGCCAUUACUGGCUGGGAAUUCCUCGCUCUAUUCCUCCUCAACACAGGCAUCUCUCUCCUCAUUUUCGCCCCAGGAGCCAGCCCGCUCAUCGUCUCCCUCCCCUACAUGCUCUUCCCGGGGGUCCUCUGGGCGGCGGUUAGAUUUAACCGCCACGGGUCUGGCCUCAUGCUGCUGCUGGUGGUGCUGAUCGCCUGCUGCUGCACCGCCAGAGGGUGGGGCCCGCUGGUGAGGGAGAAGGCGAAUGAGACGAUUCUGCAGCUGCAGGUGUUUGUGGUGACGGUGGGCGUGGUGGGAGUGGUGGUGGCUGCGGCUGUGAGGGACACGAAUCGGCUGAGGAAGGAACUGAGGCGGCUGAAUGCAAGGCUGGAGGGGGAGGUGCAGCGACGCACAGAGCAGAUCAGACAGUACAAUGAGGAUCUGAAGAAGUCCAAGGAGGAACUGGAGGAGGCAGGAAGGGCCAAGACGGAAUUUCUAGCCAACAUGAGCCAUGAGAUCCGCACGCCCAUCCACGGCAUCAUCGGAAUGACAGCUCUCGCCAUGGACACUCUCGAGUCCCUCCGCGCCAUCCCGUUACCACCCAUCCCACACCACUCCUCCUCCCACUCCGCCUCUGCCGCCGCAGCAGCAGCAGCAGCAGCAGCGCUGGCGGAGCGGAGCGAUCUGACGGUGGAGGUGCAUGAGCAUCUGACGGUGGUGGCGCAAUCGGCAGAUUGCCUGCUGAACAUCGCCAACACUGUGCUGGACCUGGCGAGAAUCGAAGCAGGGCAGCUUGCUCUGGAUAAAGUGCCUUUCCGGCUGCGGGAUGUGGUUGGCUCGACCAUGCGAAUGCUGCAGGUGCGAGCGGAGCAGAAGCAGCUGGCCUUCUCAUGGCACGUGGCAGAGAAGGUACCUCUGGAGCUCAUGGGGGACCCGGGCAGAUUGCAGCAGUGCCUCAUCAACCUUGCCUCUGGAGCUGAUGGGAGAGGAGACACAGGCGGGCUGCCGCAGUGCCUCAUCAACGUUGUGUCAACUCUCCUCUUUUCGUCUCUCUUCCUCCCCAUCCCUCCACCAGUGGGUAAUGCGAUCAAGUUCACAGAGACAGGGUCAGUGACGCUCGAGAUUUCCCUGCUCUUCCGCAGCAGCACCUGUAUCCUCACCAACAUUCCAAUUCUCCCUCCCCUUCUCUUUUUCCACUGCCAAUCUCUCCCCAUCCCUCCACCAGUGGGCAAUGCAAUCAAGUUCACAGAGACAGGGUCCGGCAGCCGCCGAGCCUCCCUCUUUGGUCCGGGAAAGAGAAGCCGACGUGGCAGCCAGGAGUUGGCUGAGCUGGGAGGGGGGGUAGGGGUAUACCAGUGUCUUGGUUACGAGGCUGGUGAUUGGUUGGAACCCUGGGCAGGGGGAGAGGGACGCACAGAUAGCGGGGAGGAAACAGGGGAGUUGGGAGGGGUUUGGAGGAGUGGGAGGAGGCGGGAGAAGAGCUGGGGCCGGGGGUCGAGAAGAGGGGGAGAGGGAGGGGGGGUGUCGGCGAGAGGAAGAGGGAGUGAGGGAGUGGUGGAGUGUGGGAGUCUGUCAAAUGGAGAGUCGUGUCCCAGAGAAAGGGGUAGAGGUAGGAGUAUAGAGAGGGGUGUAGGGAGAGGAGGAGAUGUGGACAGAGACGAGGAGAGGGAUGAGGAGGAUAUACAGGUGCCUGUGUCUCGAACUAGAUCCAGUGAGACUCGCAGCCGGCGGGUUGACUUCUUGGAUGUGGGGCUGGCUGGCAGCGGCAGGAGUAGCGGCAAGUGGAGCGAGGGGGGACUGAGCAGCCGCAGGGGAGGAGCAGGGUCGCGGGGAGGCAGCGGAUUCUUCUCGCGGACAAGAGAGGAGAGAGAGAGGGAGGAGAGGGAGAGGGAUAGUGAUAAGGAGUUGGGGUCGCCGCAACCACAGCGAGUGCUGGAUUUCAGAGACUUAGGGGAAGCAGAUGGAGCGCAACCCAUGCCCUCGUUUCUAGGCGCCAUGCAGGCAUGCACUGCCCCCUUUGCCUCUUCCCCCUUUGGUGCCUCGUCCACUCCCCCCUUACUCUCCCCCAUGGCUCGUGCUCUCCCCCCACCACAACCCAUCCUCGCUCGCCAGACUGAGAGUGACAACCUGGUAGGGUUGGGUGCGGAGCGGUUGGAGGGGUUUGGGAGGAGUAGGAGUGUGCGGGUGCAGGAGGGGCGGGGGCAGGGAGGAGUGAGGCCGAGAGGUGGUGGGAGGUAUUUUUACUCUCAGCAACACCAGAGGCAGCCUAGGUCUGGUGCACAUGAUGGGGGUCUGGUGCACAUGAUGGGGGGCGAGAUCUGGGUGGAGAGUGAACCCGACCGCGGCUCUGCUUUUUUCUUCACGGCUCGCCUCAACCGCGCGCCCCCCGGCUCUGCUCCCAUCUUCGGCAGCGGCCUCACUGCCUCUCUCCUCCCGGACCCUGUCCCCGGCUCGCCUUCCCACCUCUCCUCCCCCACACGCUCCGUUUCCGCCGCUGCUCCUUUCGAGAAUCACCAGCAGCAGCAGCAGCAGCAGCAGCAGCAGCAGCAGAUCCAACAAGGUCCCGAGUUGACCGGCCCACGUCACCACGGGUAUCCCUCAGACAUGCAUGCGGGAAUGGCUAGCCUGCGCAGCAACCUACCUCUGGACAUCCCUGCCACUCCAGGCUCUAGCCACGGGGGCAGCGGCAGACGCCCCUCCUCCCGAGGCGGCCCUGGGGGAGGCUUAUCCCGGGUAGGUAGCAGCUCGGGCAGGGCAGACCGGAUGCGAAUGGGGAGUUCAGGCGGAGGAGGAACAGGGGGAACAGGAGCAGCGGGUGUGGAUUAUUCAAGUCCGAGAUCUCAGCUGAUAGGGGCGCUGGGGAUGGGUCUUCCUCUGGUGCUUCCAAGCCCUAUGGCGUACCCUGGUGGUCCUGGCACUCGCAGUGGCCGUUACUCCAACCUUGCUUCUCCUUCCCCGUCUGCUGCCCACAACGCCACUGCCGCACCGUUCAGCAUGAAAUAUGCACCGCUCUCCACCCCUUCCCCCCGCUCUGCGGGCAUCUGGAGAGAUUUAGAACCUUCCCCGCUGUGGUCGAGACCUGUUAGUAGGGAGGGGAGGGUUAGGGCAACGCGGAUGGCGCCUGGGGGGUUUGGAGGGGGAGGAGGGCGAGGAAGCUGGCUGGGGCAGAGUACGGGAGGGGAUUCGGGGUCACUGGGAGGGGAUUCGGGGAGGGCGGGUUCAAGGGGAGGGGAUUCGGGGUCGAGAGGAGGGGAUUCAGGGAGUAGGGGGUCAAGAGGAGGGGAAUCAGUGGCAGGGGAGGUGGUAGAGGUGACGGUGUCUGGUGCUGCUGGUAUGGCAAAUGCUGCUGCCGUCUCUGCUGCCGUUGCAGCGGUCGAUGCUGCCGCUAAUGCUGCUCGUGCUUCUGACGCUGCUGCUGCUGCAGCGACGGCACCAGCAGAGGUAGGAGGUGCAGGCGCACGAAUAGCAUCAGCCGGGGCGCAGAUACCAGGCGGAGGGGCAGCAAGGCUGCGUGUGGGAGUGAGAGGAGACGCACUCAUUAACACCUCAAAUUCCUAUAACGACUCUUCGGGAGCGUCGUCCCCCUCGGAUGAUGCGUUUGACUUCAACAUGUUUAACUCUCAAAUGCGGGCCAAUGCUGCCCUGCCCUCUCCCUCAGCCGCUGCUGCUGUUGGUGCUUCUGCUGGCGGCAUCAGCCUGCUGGAUGACUGGGGUUUCAUGGCCCCUCCACCCGUUUCCCACAGCAUGCCCACCCUCUUCCCCCUGCCUGCUUCUGCUUCUGCUGCUUCUUCUGCGUCUGGUGCUGCCACUCCGCCUGCUGCUGCCAUUCCGUCAGCCUGGGUCCCCUUUGGUGCGGCUGGUAACUCGCAGCAGCACCCGCCACAGCAGCAGCAGCAGCAGCAGCAAGUGGGGGGGCAGGUGGGUUCCCGCCACAGGGUCAGCAGCAGCUGGUGCCCGGAACUAGGAACAGCAGCUGCUGCUGCUCUUGCAACCACCACAGCUUCUGCUGCUGCUGCCCCCAGCGGUCCUCCUAUCAGUGGCGUUCGAGGGGUGGGUGGCAGUGCAAUCGGUGGUACUGCUGCUGCUAGUAUCGCCGGUGCAGUAGGUGCUAUGGGCAGUGGGGCGGUAUCAGACCCGUCACUCUAUUCCCAGGUGGUGUCAGGCAAUUUCGAUCUUCUCACUGGGGGUUAUUCGCCUCCUCCUAACAACGACUCCUUCUCCUCCUUCCUCACCACCUUCGCUUCUGGUCCCGCCCCUCAACGUUCUUCUGCUGCGCCUAAUACGCCUUGCUCCUCGCAUCCCGCUGCUGCCAACAGUUGGCCUACUGGUCAUUCCCCCUCACACACUGUCACAGCAAACACUGCUGGAGCCGCCACUGCCGUUGGCGCUGCUGCCACUACUUAUAUUAAUAACAACCACAGCAGCAACAACACUGCUAAUACCGCCACCACCAACACUGUCUCUACGACUGCCAUAACCACCAACAACGCCAAUAGUGUUACCAUGACCGCUAACGCCAACGCUGCCGCUGCCAGUGCCUAUAUUCCCAGCCUGGCGUCUCAGCUGCGGCCAGUCACACCAGGCCACGUGGACCCCCCUCCCCCACUCGUCUCCGGCCAAUCACGGCUGCGCACGUCAGCCACAACCGGCCGGCUGCACAGCGCGCGAAGCGAGGAGCAAGGGCGGCUUGCAUUCGAGGCCUCUCAGGUUUACGGCUUGGUGGCGAGGCACCUGGCAGCUCUGGAGUCUGCCGUGGGUAGCUCUUGGCCUGGGAAGGAGGCUGGGGAAGGGAAGCAAGCAGCAAAGCCUGCACUCCAAUCCUCUGUCUCAGCUGCCCUCAACCCGCCCCACAAGCGUCAGCGCCCUCUCCUCACGGCCACCUCCCUGCCGCACCCUGCCUCCCACACCUCUCGCUCCUUCACCUCUGCGGCUGCUGCUGCUGCUGCAGCUGCUGCUGGCGGCGGUCCUGCUUCAGGUGGAUUCUCAGGUGCUGGUUCAGGUGGGAAGCUAGCACGAACAGGGUCUGGUGCCGGUGCUGGUGUCAGUGUUGCCACAUCGGCCGUGGGGAGAGAUGCAGCUGCAGUUCCCGGGGGAAAGAAGAAGCAGCAUCUGCAGCAACAGCAGCAACAGCAGCCGCAGUUCCAGUUGCUCUCGUCCCACCCUCUCUCCUCCACCACCGUUCCCUCUGCUGCCUCCAACCCUCACUUCUCCUUCAGCAGCAAGAGCCUACGCACCUCGCCCUCCCACUCCUACUCCUCUGCUGUUGCUCUCUCUGCUGCUCCUCCUUCCGCCCUCUCUUCUGGUCUUCCCCCUCACCCCCAGUCUGCUCUUAUCCGUACACGCUCUGACCCAUCUCAACUCCUAGGCUCAGACCCUUGGACCCCCACCACUGGCGAUGGCUCUGCUUCCUUCUUCCACUCCUUUGCUACCUCUUCCACCUCCACCACCCCCACUGCGCUCACCCCUGUUGAUGGCACCACCCCCACCACCACCGCUGCCAACACCCCUGUUGAGGGGGUCACUCCUACCACGCCUGCCAGCAGCACCGCUUUCAACCGCGCUCAAAAGUCCCCCACCACCCCAGCUGCGUCUGAGAAAGAUUCCCCAGCUGCCGUUGCUAUGAGCAGGCCUAUCAGCAGGGGAGCAGAGGACAACCUGGUGAAUCAGCGCGUGGCCACACACGCCCUCUCCAAGCAGGGAGCGCGGGUCGAGGUGGUGGGCAACGGGCAGCUCGCUCUCACUGCCAUGGAGGAACGGGCGGCGUCGUUCGACCUCAUUCUCAUGGACAUUCAGAUGCCCGUCAUGGAUGGGCUGGAGGCCACUCACCACCCAAAUUCCUCACUUACCCUCUCCUCCCUCCCCCUCUUGUCCCCCUCAUUCCUGUCCGAUCAAACCCUAAACCAGAUGCCCGUCAUGGAUGGGCUGGAGGCCACUCGCCGCAUUCGCCAGCUGGAAGCUUCGAGGAGGCGUCUCUCGGGCAGCAAAGCAGCGCGGCAGCACCACAAGGGUCAGCAGCACGGGCAGAAGGAGGGGAAAGAAGGGGGAGGGUCAGGGGGAGAGGGAGGGGGAGGGGGAGGGGAACGAGAGGGGGGAGCGGGAGGGGGAGAGGGAGGGAGGAUAGGGAUAGUGGGGUUGACGGCCCAUGCAAUGGCUGGGUACAAGGAGCAAUGCUUUGAAGCGGGUAUGGAUGGAUAUGCCACUAAACCCUUCAAAAUUGAGAUGCUGGUGCGAGCGAUUAAAGCCGUGCUGGGAGGGGCUGUGAACGUGGAUGGCAGUAAGUAA